GCCUGGGAUGCCAUUUUAUUGCUCUGGCGUUCUUUGGUAGACAUCAUUGGCCCUUACAGUUCAGUGCUGCAGCAGCUUCAGGGAUCACCUAAUGGCCCUGCUUUGACAUUGAAGCUUUUGCAGCUCAACGCGGACACAACCGCUUUACGCUAUGUCAAAGCUUGUUUGGCCUACUUCGAAUUUCUUGUUGACCUCGGGCAUUCCUUGGACAAUCUCUCCCAACUUGCUGCAGUUGAGGCAGUCUACGCUUUACACUGCAGCCGUUCCCAGGACGAUGACUCUUCUCUGGACCGGGAACAGAUUGCUUUGGUUUUUCCGCUCAACACCCUGAAGGCGCUGCGUUGGUUGGUGAAAACCGUGACCCUUCACUUCCCAGACCUCUACUCAGGCCUGUUCAGAGCUUUGUCUGCUCAGCCAUCCUCAGAUCGUUCUGAAGCCAUGCCACUUCCUUUGGACUUUGUCGCCUUUCUUGAAUCGGUUGUGCUCGAUCUUCUUUCCGCUCCUGAACUUGCUCUUUUUGCCGGCUCCGCAUUGGUAUGUAUAUGGUCUUCGCUGCGCUUUGGGGACGCUUCCCACGUAUCCUGGUCAGCUCUUCUGUUUGACCCUCAAGCAUUAGUCAUUCGUGGCCUUGCCUAUCGUACAAAAACAUCUCGGCGUGGCAUGGCUUUUGCUUUCUACGCAGAGGGCAUAUACGGCCCUUGGGGUAUUCGCUGGCUCCAGCUUCUGGAUGCCCUGUGGGGUUCUUUGGAACAACUCUCCCCCAACGUGGUUCCUGACUCCCUCUUUUUCUGCUCCUCGCUUCUGGAUGACGCUUGCGACUUUGCAUUUUGCCCCGCGUCAUAUGCAUCGGCACUGCGUUGUCUGCGUUCAGCUUUGAACCUGUGGGGUCGGUUAGGGUACGAUGCGUCUCGCAAUUUCACUUUGCAUUCUUGCAAGGCGACAGUCUUGUCCUGGUGUUCGCAGCUUGGCCUUGGCGACAUGGCACGCCGUGAACAGGGACAUCAUCGCACCACCUCAGUCACUCUUUACGGUCGAGAUGAUACGCACGCGGCCCUGGCCCUAGCUCUUCACAGGCCUCGAUCCUUGGCAAGAUCCGCGCUGGCGCUUUUCGUCCCAGCAUUUCCCAACACCGCGGAGCUCAGUCACCGAUAG
This is a messenger RNA of Symbiodinium natans, 1152 nucleotides long. The record is from the annotation of a GenBank genome assembly. Lineage: Eukaryota; Dinophyceae; Suessiales; Symbiodiniaceae.